AUGGUCCGCCCGCGUGGACGAUCAAACCUGGGGGUGGACAUCCGUGGCGACACCAGCGCGCCCGCCAUGUCCACCAUGAACGAAGUGAGCCCGAUUGAGCCCACCUCGCCCGACCAGAGCAAGCAAUUGGACACGCAGGUACAGGACAAAUCCGCCACCAAGACACAUUCGAAACGCCGCCGAAGCCGCUCGUACCUCCAUCGCUUCGCCGACACCUGCCUCAAGUAUACCUGGCUGCUCCCCCUGCUCAUCAUGACUUUUCUGCUGUCGCUGUACGCCGUCAACCCGACCACAUCGAACCCUAUGCACAGCGCCAUCUUCCUUUCCUACCCACAGCCGCCGAAGACCCCUGGCGGUCCGAUCAUGUACGGCAAGGGUAAGAAGGACAUCGCCUUCGUCGCCUUCUACACGGUUGUGCUCUCGUUCACGCGUGAAUUCAUGAUGCAGCAGAUCAUUCGCCCGCUGGCGAAGUUUUGCGGGAUCAAGGGCCGAGGCAAGACCGCCCGCUUUAUGGAGCAGGUCUACACCGCGAUCUACUUCGCGAUUUUCGGACCGUUCGGCCUCUACGUGAUGAAGCGGUCCACUCUGUGGUAUUUCAACACCACCGCCAUGUUCGAGGGCUUCCCGCAUCGUGAGCAUGAGGCCUGCUUCAAAGCGUACUAUCUCCUCGAGGCUAGUUACUGGGCGCAGCAGGCCAUUGUUCUAAUGCUGCAGCUGGAGAAGCCUCGGAAGGAUUUCAAGGAGCUGGUUGGACAUCACAUCAUCACGCUUGCGCUCAUUGGACUGAGCUAUCGCUUCCACUUUACCUACAUGGGCCUGGCCGUGUACAUCACCCACGAUAUCUCGGACUUCUUCUUGGCGACUUCUAAGACACUGAACUACCUGGACUCGAUUAUCACCGCUCCAUAUUUCGCCACUUUCGUUGGUGUCUGGAUCUACUUGCGUCACUACAUCAACCUGAAGAUCCUUUGGGCCGUGCUGACCGAGUUCCGUACCGUCGGCCCCUUCGAAUUGAAUUGGGAGACCCAGCAAUACAAGUGCUGGAUUAGUCAGUACAUUACUUUUGGUCUCCUCGCCAGUCUCCAGGCCGUGAACCUGUUCUGGCUCUUCCUGAUUUUGCGCAUCCUGGCCAACUACAUUUUCAACAGCGUGAAGAAGGAUGAGCGCAGCGACGACGAAGACGAGGAGGAAGAGGAGGAAGCCCAAGUCGAGGCCGAAAGCAAGGCUACGCUGGCAACCGGCUCUCAGCAGCAGGAGAACCAGGCUCCCCAGGUUAUGGUCAACGGCCAGCCCACGACCGAGCAGCGUGGUCCCCGGACCCGCAGCAAGAAGGCUUAG
Penicillium argentinense is the source of this 1338-nucleotide messenger RNA. RefSeq names its product TLC domain-containing protein. The transcript has 3 exons. Gene Ontology annotation, biological process: ceramide biosynthetic process. The record is from RefSeq and is a predicted model, not a curated record. Lineage: Eukaryota; Fungi; Ascomycota; Eurotiomycetes; Eurotiales; Aspergillaceae. Gene Ontology annotation, molecular function: sphingosine N-acyltransferase activity. Gene Ontology annotation, cellular component: membrane. The coding region runs from base 1 to 1338 and encodes 445 amino acids.